AUGCGUGAGUCAAGCUGGAGGUCCAGCCAGCCCUGGCCUCCAAGCAGGAAAAGGACGGCACUGAGGAGCGAGGCCAGGGCAGCGCGCAAGCAGCCUCCGAAGGAACCCAGCGAAGUGCCAACACCUAAGACCUCGGGGCGACCAAAGGGCAGCAAAACCAAGGGCGCUGCAAAGACCCGGAAAACCACCACAGCUCCAGGGAGGAAACCAAGGGGCAGACCCAAAAAACUGGAGAAGUGGGAAGAGGAAGGCAUCUCGCAGGAGUCCUCCGAAGAGGAGCAGUGA
This is a messenger RNA of Sciurus carolinensis (gray squirrel), 285 nucleotides long. Its product is annotated as high mobility group protein HMG-I/HMG-Y-like. The transcript has a single exon. Gene Ontology annotation, molecular function: transcription coregulator activity; DNA binding. NCBI's taxonomy places the organism in Eukaryota, Metazoa, Chordata, Mammalia, Rodentia, Sciuridae. Gene Ontology annotation, biological process: regulation of DNA-templated transcription. Bases 1 to 285 code for a protein of 94 amino acids. The record is from RefSeq and is a predicted model, not a curated record. Gene Ontology annotation, cellular component: nucleus; chromatin.